Messenger RNA from Arthroderma uncinatum, 3591 nucleotides. RefSeq lists its product as uncharacterized. The record is from RefSeq and is a predicted model, not a curated record. The transcript has a single exon. NCBI's taxonomy places the organism in Eukaryota, Fungi, Ascomycota, Eurotiomycetes, Onygenales, Arthrodermataceae. Bases 1 to 3591 code for a protein of 1196 amino acids.
AUGAAUCGUCCAAACUCGCCUCGGCUAUCAAUAGUGUCAGCGGACUCACCGAGAAAGAAAGGCCCGUCAUCUCCAAGACCACAGCAACAGUUUCCUACAGAACAGGCGGCAGGGAAUACCAGGGAGCCACUGUCUUUGAUAGACAGGCCAGUACCGAGCAAAGCACCGGUGUCACAAUCUCGACCAACACAGGUUGAUCAAGGUACCCAGAUAGCGGAGGACGCCUUUGAGGAUACGCCAGCUCCUUUCCAUGCGCCUGGAAUAGAGCCAGAUAAGUCUGGAAAGUUGCAAACGGACGAGCGGGUGACGAGGCAAACGGCAGACAGAUACUCCCCUCCAACUCACACCGGCGAACUGCAUAUGGACGACGGCAGUGAUACGCACAAGAUUGGAUCGCCAGCUUCGACCACGCUUGUAAGAAGGCCAUCUACUGUUCUAGAACUUCAAGAGGAAGCUGAGAAUGAUACGCCAAAUAAACAGCCCGUGUUUUAUCCAACCAGAGAUUCCAGCAGGCAGUAUCAACCAAGCCAACCAGAACGCAGGGAGCUUGUCAGUGACGAAGACUCAGCUAGUACUCCGAAAGCCGAGGUACCUACACACUUCCAGCAGAACAAAAUCCAGGAGGAACCACGAUCACUUGCACAAGGGCCUGUUGCAUUCCCCCAGAGCACGGUGAAGGAAAGACCUCAUUCUUUAAGCCCGAACAGAUUCACACGCUUCUCUGAGCAGCUAGAGAUACCUGAAUCCCAGAAACAUCUACACCAUCCGCCGCCCAGAUCAGUAUCCCCGGCGAAACCUGCACUGAAAUCAACAUCCAAUUCCCCAUUUGCAGCUCGCCCCGAGAAGCUCUCUUGCCAAUGGGGCAAAGCCGGCAGUGAGACAUCAGACGGGACCUCAUUGAUCUCCGACGACGGCUCUAGGGCAGGAUGGAAAAAGAAACACGCCAAAGUCAGCUUUGAGGAUGAGACCGAGGUCAUAGGACAUGUUCCCAGUCCUCCUACUUCACCGGAAUCGCCAACCCCUUCGAGCCCUCGAACACAUGCCUCUUCUAGACCGUGGAACGACAGCCUUACUCGAACAAAACCUAGAGGCGAUGAUUCAAACGAAUUCGAACAGUUCUAUACGCCAAGGCCAGCCCUGCCUUCGUUUGGUAGCAUACGAGGCCGCAAAUCAUCAAGUACAGGGGAUAUGGGGGCUGACUCAAAACUGGGGACGGGCGCAACACCCUCGCCCGCUGAUCACGCUAUUGGAGAACUCAUAUCUACUUAUAACUUGAGAAACCGGGCAGGGAGGGAAGAUAUAAAGUCGAAUGCGCCCCUACCUCCUGUAGUGACAUCACUAGAAGGCACUGGGUAUAGCUCAUUAUCGGAAGAUAGCUCUAGUGAUGAAGGCGCUGACCUGCGCUGCUUUCCUCCACGUGUUGAUAGCAUGAACGUCCAGUCUACAUCGAGGAGUCUUCCUACCACGGAAACUGGGACGGCCCAACAGCAUCAGACCGAAGCGAGUCAAGGGGGAAGCCGCCUAAGCCCAACGCCCGCCAUAUUCAUUCAACCUGCUACCCCAGCCAUGGAAGAAGUGGCGUAUCACGAGCAACCAUCUUCUCAAGUCCCUACCGCUAGUAACUGUGUACCCAAUACAGGAACCCAAUCGGACCAGCCAAAAAACAGCGCAUAUCACCAAACGAAGGAUGCUAAAUCAUCAGACCAAGUGGAGGAAGAUGAAGAUUCUGAGUCGGGGAAUAGUGUCUAUAGCGAUGCCUACGAAGACCUUUCGGAUAUGGACGGUGACGGCUUUGGCUCGAUUGAUGCAAUUGUUGAUAAAUCCGUGGGCCCUGCACCUGAGCCGCAGCACUCGAAUCAACUGCACCCGCUAGCCGAAGAAAAUGAGCAGAGAGAGGCAACGAUUGAACCAGAUGUUGCAAGGGACUCCCCUCGCGCGGCUGAGACUGUUCCACAAUCAAGGCAACGACAUACCACCCACGACCAGCAAUCUUCUCCAUAUAGACCAUCCGAAGCAGCUGAAAGAUAUGCGAAACACUCAAACAUGCAACCACUGGCUGAUCCACCUAAGCCAUCUGGAAGACCCCUAUUUGAAGACUACCCAACAAAUAAUUCUACUGCUACCCAUCCUUCAGGCUUGAACAUACAUUCUUCUGGGCAGUUCGAUCAUCGCUCACCUACUCUACGGCCAAUACAAGAGUCCAACGGUGUAGACGAGCAGAAGCCUGUCCAUACAAGGCAUAAAGCAGCUCAGGGGCAACAACCUCGAAGAACGAUGUCGAACGCAAGCGACUCGUCUAGUAGCUUUAAGCGGCCAAAGCGAUUUCGUCCAACUGGGAGAUAUACUCUACGAAGAACUAUGAGAGUUGGUAGUCCAAACAAUAGCAUGGAAGUACUCAGUGAUGGUGGCCUACCUUCAAAAGCGUUCGACUAUUCGCUAAAGCACCGACCAUUUUCUAGCGACAGCCGUCCAGCGAUGCGGACAACACUGCGUCAAGCUCCUAGCGCCUCUACGUCAAGAUUUUCUGCAUUGACUGGUCGAGGCAAAACCGCGAAAACGAACAGUUUUCCUAGAAAACCUCAUAAGCCAGGGCUUGAGAAGGCUUUUAGAUCGAGAUAUGAGGACUCUAGCGAUGAGGAAGGUGAGGCUAUCAAGCUGAGACCCGUCCGCGGCAUCCCUAGGAGGAAAAAUGAAGUAGAAGGCGACUCGACCGACCUUGACGAUAGUUCGGAAUACGAAACUACAAGACACGUCCUGAGACGGAAGCGAUCGAGUAGACCGAACUCGAAGAGCAAUCAAGACCCUGCCAUUGCUGCUGCUAUAGCUAAGAUAAUGGCCACGAAGGAUAUCGAGAAUGCAACAGCUUCAGCUAACCACGACCAUGCUAUCGACCCUAAUGUAAAGCAGAAAGGCGGCUUAUUUAGCCGUCUCCACCUGUCAAAGCAUAAGCCACGGCAUAGAGAUUCGAUGAUCCGAAAGCCUGAACUCGAGAGCGAUACCAGAAAAGACACUCCUCUAGAACGAUCCGAACAAGCUGAAAACGCACCACCACCUGUGCCACACGACGCUUUCUCGAAGCCUACGAUAACUACAUCUGUCAAUGGACGUAUUUUAGAACCUUCGGGAAGUGAUUGGCAGUCAAUAGCGCCCAAGCUCCAGAAACGGUCGAGCAAAAUGUCUCAACGACCUGUUUCUGAUUCGUGGCCUCUUCGUUCGAAUGGACACACCGCUUUCGCCCAGCCUCCCUCCCCGAGCGUGGUUGAUAAGAAUAAGUCAACAGCUAUACCUCUCCAGGAUAUAAGCAAUGGCAAGGACUCUCGUCCUCGCCCUACUACAUCUGACGGCAUGGUGACAGAGAACAAAUCACAGCAAAUAAACGAACCAGAAGCCCCAAGCACCCCCUUAAGCCCAUCCCGUGGUGAAAAGUCUGCCUGGACGUCUAGAUUCCGAUCCUCUAGACGUGGAGCAGAUGAUACCCCUACUGCAUCGGCAAUAUCGGAUGUCAACCUUUCAUCUCUGCGAACAGAUGGUCCGAAACGAGAGAAGAAAGGCAGAUUCCCAAAACUGAAAAAGGCAUUUGGAAUUGCCUGA